Molecule: messenger RNA, 2926 nt
Organism: Myxocyprinus asiaticus (Chinese sucker)
Lineage: Eukaryota; Metazoa; Chordata; Actinopteri; Cypriniformes; Catostomidae
Gene: adck2
Product: aarF domain containing kinase 2
Exons: 8
Coding region: 453-2255 (600 amino acids)
Cellular component (GO): mitochondrion
Source: RefSeq, a predicted model, not a curated record
UGCGCCGGACCGGAUGAGGUAAUCAACAUUCAUAACUGUUUUUAAAUGAAUUAAGUAAGGUUCGUGAUGAAAUCCGAAUGUAAAGAUUGAAAGUGGAGCUACACAACAUGAUUCAGGACAGUUGGGAGCAAAAUGCUAUACGAUAAAAGAACGGAGAUGUAUUUUAUUUCGUAUUUACUGGCUCAGUUGUGUUUGCAGCAAGAACAAAUGCAUUUUGCUCUGUGUAUGAUUGUAUGUCUUUUGCAUUGCAUUGUGCACACUUGUAUUUAAAGCAUGCUCAGUGCUGACACAUGCACAGCUGUGGUGCACGUGGGUUUGGGUGCAAAUCACUACAUAAUUUCUGUUUAUAAGCCUACAUGUGCAUUGUGUUUCAUGUGUGUUCUAGUGUGUGAAUGUACAGCUUGAGCUUAUAGGUACCAUUGAAUGUCUAAAUAAUAAACAACUGUAUCAAAAUGUCUGUAUUUUGCACAAGGCACCUUUUGCAGAACUUAAGGUACACGGUCCAUAGAAUAUCUGUGUUGAUACCAAUACCUCCACGUAGAGCAUUUCUUCUAAAAGGUUCUCGGCUUCUCUCUCAAGCCCCCAAAGUGGGUUUGUUCUGUUGGACUGCGGGCGGCAUUACCUAUGCCACUGCCCAGAAAGCGAUUGGUCAACAGAGACCUACAGAGAGGAAGUCUGUUGCUCGAGUACAUGUCCACAGGUUGAUAUUCAUCUUUCGUCUGGGACUCCGCGCCAUGGUGAUUUUUCUGAAGUUUAGCCCCCUUUUGCUUCUGUACCCCUUGACUUUACUAUCUCACCGUUGGGCUUCCAAUUGGCUGGAUGUCCUGCUUUGGGUCACCGAGACCUCUGGACCCACAUUUAUCAAAUUGGGCCAGUGGGCCAGCACCAGACGAGACAUCUUCUCUCAGGACUUCUGUGACCGUUUCUCAAGGCUUCAUGUUCGGGUGAAGCCUCAUUCAUGGGCCCACACCAAGCAGUGUCUGCGUAGGGCGUUUGGAGAAGGUUGGAGGCAGAUGUUUGUGUUUGACAGUAAGGAGCCUGUUGGUUCGGGAUGUGUGGCACAGGUGUACCGCGCCACGGCCAAGGUGGGGAACGUAGAAGACCCAGCUUUCCAGCAACUGGUGGAGGAACUGGAGAAGAACAAUCUCCUGGAGGCUUGGGAGAUCCCUGGUCUCGGAGGAGCAUUGAGUGACCUCUGGGAGGCAUAUAAAGAUGAGGAUGAGACAGUGUACACCAAGACAAGGGAUCUUACAGAUAGUCCAACCAGUUCGAGAGAACAUCCUGAAGAAGAGCGUCUGAUACCUGUGGCUAUUAAGGUUCUUCAUCCUGGAAUCAGGAGGCAGGUGGAGAUAGAUUUGAUUCUGAUGAAAGCUGGAAGUUUGUUCCUCAACUGUUUUCCUGGCAUCAAGUGGCUCAGCUUGCCUGAGAUUGUAGACGAGUUUGAGAAGCUCAUGACCAAACAGAUUGAUCUUCGGUUUGAGGCCCAGAACAUUGAAAAGUUCCAAAAGAACUUUAAAGAUCUUAAAUAUGUGAAGUUUCCAACACCGCUCAGACCAUUUGUCACGAGAACUGUCUUGGUGGAAACGUACGAGGAGAGUGAACCCAUUUCAAAGUACCUGAGUGCUGAUGUCCCAGCAGGAGUCAAGCAGAGGAUCGCAAGGAUGGGAGUUGAUCUUCUUUUGAAAAUGGUGUUUGUGGAUAAUUUCGUCCACGGGGACCUCCAUCCAGGGAACAUCCUGGUGCAGGAUGGGCAAGGAGAGGGACCCCAGGACAGAGCCACUCUAACAGACCUGUGGGACACUGUGGUGGUCAGCAUGAGACCAACCCCUCCACCCCUGCAGCUGGUGCUACUGGACGCGGGCAUUGUGGCGCACCUUAGCGAGGCAGACCAACGCAACUUCAGAGCUGUGUUCACUGCGGUCGUUCUCAAGCAGGGUGAGCGAGUGGCAGAGCUGAUUCUUCAUCAUGCCCGUGCCAAUGAGUGCCAGGAUGUGACGUGCUUCAAGAAGGAAAUGGCUGAAUUAGUGGAUGACGCACUCAGUGACACUCUCUCCCUGGGAAAAAUUCGGGUGGCUGAGCUGUUGUCUCGAGUCUUUGGUUUACUGAUCCAUCACAAGGUGAAAUUGGAGAGUAAUUUCGCUUCUAUCGUGUUUGCUAUCAUGGUCCUGGAGGGUUUGGGCAGAUCACUGGAUCCCAACCUGGACAUCUUGGAGAUCGCUAAACCAAUACUGCUGAAGAACUGCACCUCACUCUAAAUACACUGUCAACAUUUACCUCAUUAUUCCACACACUAAUAACGGCCUGUUUCAUCAGAGCAUCAUGAAAAGUGCUAAUCAGGGAAUUUAACGUCACUCAGAGGAAAAGAGCAUAUGUGGGAUCAAUUUACACGUGUUAUGUUCUGAUAAAUUCUGUGAUGCUGAGAUUGACUUGUACACAUGGGCCAAUUCGUCCAUUUGAUUUGAAUCCUUUUUUGUGUUUAAAAUGCUCAUGAUAUGUACACAAAAUGAAACAUGAAGUCAGCCCUUAAGUUUAUAGACCUUAACCCCUCCUUGGUCUUAAUGAUCAAGUCCCUACAUUGUCCUUAAGGGUCAAAUUGACCCUUUUUUGUGUUCAAUUUCAAAAGCUUGUAAUAAAGGCUCUGUUUGCUCCAUCUCUCUACUUUUGGUCUUAAAUCGUUCGUCUAGGUGCCAGCUAACACUAGAAAAUAUAUAUUUUUCUCUAUCACAUCUAAAAGGUUUCAGUCUAAAAGUGGAGAGAUCAAAAGCCUUUGAAGCUUGUUUAAAAAAAAGAAAAAAAAGAGUUUUGAAGCUACGCCCCCUGCCUUUCAGAACUGUAUAUUGCAAUAGAAGGUGAUAGAGAAAAAAAUAUUUUUUUCUAGUGUUAGCUGGCACCUAGAUGAACGUUUUAAGACCAAAAGUAGAGAGAU